AGUCAGACCUGGAAGGCCUUGAUGAUCUAGGUACUGUUUAUGGCAACAUCCACCAGCAACUGAAUGAAACAAUGAGACGCCGUAGACACGCGGGAGAAAACGAUUACAACAUCGAGGUACUGCUGGGAGUGGAUGACUCUGUGGUCCGUUUCCAUGGCAAAGAGCAUGUCCAAAACUACCUCCUGACCCUGAUGAACAUUGUGAAUGAAAUUUACCAUGAUGAGUCCCUCGGAGUGCAUAUAAAUGUGGUCCUGGUGCGCAUGAUAAUGCUGGGAUAUGCAAAGUCCAUCAGCCUCAUAGAAAGGGGAAACCCAUCCAGAAGCUUGGAGAAUGUGUGUCGCUGGGCAUCCCAGCAACAAAGAUCUGAUCUCAACCACUCUGAACACCAUGACCAUGCAAUUUUUUUAACCAGGCAAGACUUUGGACCUGCUGGAAUGCAAGGAUAUGCUCCAGUCACCGGCAUGUGUCAUCCAGUGAGAAGUUGUACCCUGAAUCAUGAGGAUGGUUUUUCAUCUGCUUUUGUAGUAGCCCAUGAAACAGGCCAUGUGUUGGGAAUGGAGCAUGAUGGACAAGGCAACAGGUGUGGUGAUGAGACUGCUAUGGGAAGUGUCAUGGCUCCCUUGGUACAAGCCGCAUUCCAUCGUUACCACUGGUCCCGAUGCAGUGGUCAAGAAUUGAAAAGAUAUAUCCAUUCCUAUGACUGUCUCCUUGAUGACCCUUUUGAUCAUGAUUGGCCUAAACUCCCAGAACUUCCUGGAAUCAAUUACUCUAUGGAUGAGCAAUGUCGUUUUGACUUUGGUGUUGGCUAUAAAAUGUGCACUGCGUUCCGAACCUUUGACCCAUGCAAACAGCUGUGGUGUAGCCAUCCUGAUAAUCCCUACUUUUGUAAGACUAAAAAGGGACCUCCACUUGAUGGGACUGAAUGUGCUGCUGGAAAAUGGUGCUAUAAGGGUCAUUGCAUGUGGAAGAAUGCUAAUCAGCAAAAACAAGAUGGCAAUUGGGGGUCAUGGACUAAAUUCGGCUCCUGUUCUCGGACAUGUGGAACUGGUGUUCGUUUCAGAACACGCCAGUGCAAUAAUCCCAUGCCCAUCAAUGGUGGUCAGGAUUGUCCUGGUGUUAAUUUUGAGUACCAGCUUUGUAACACAGAAGAAUGCCAAAAACACUUUGAGGACUUCAGAGCACAGCAGUGUCAGCAGCGAAACUCCCACUUUGAAUACCAGAAUACCAAACACCACUGGUUGCCAUAUGAACAUCCUGAGCCCAAGAAAAGAUGCCAUCUUUACUGUCAGUCCAAGGAGACUGGAGAUGUUGCUUACAUGAAACAACUGGUGCAUGAUGGAACGCGCUGUUCUUACAAAGAUCCAUAUAGCAUAUGUGUGCGAGGAGAGUGUGUGAAAGUGGGCUGUGAUAAAGAAAUUGGUUCUAAUAAGGUUGAGGAUAAGUGUGGUGUCUGUGGAGGAGAUAAUUCCCACUGUCGAACCGUGAAGGGGACAUUUACCAGAACUCCCAGGAAGCUUGGGUACCUUAAGAUGUUUGAUAUACCCCCUGGGGCUAGACAUGUGUUAAUCCAAGAAGACGAGGCUUCUCCUCAUAUUCUUGCUAUUAAGAACCAGGCUACAGGACAUUAUAUUUUAAAUGGCAAAGGGGAGGAAGCCAAGUCGCGGACCUUCAUAGAUCUUGGUGUGGAGUGGGAUUAUAACAUUGAAGAUGACGUUGAAAGUCUUCACACCGAUGGACCUUUACAUGAUCCUGUUAUUGUUUUGAUUAUACCUCAAGAAAACGAUACCCGCUCUAGCCUGACAUAUAAGUACAUCAUCCAUGAAGACUCAGUACCUAUGAUCAACAGCAACAAUGUCAUCCAGGAAGAAUUCGAUACUUUUGAGUGGGCUUUGAAGAGCUGGUCUCAGUGUUCCAAACCCUGUGGUGGAGGUUUCCAGUACACUAAAUAUGGAUGCCGUAGGAAAAGUGAUAAUAAAAUGGUCCAUCGCAGCUUCUGUGAGGCCAACAAAAAGCCGAAACCUAUUAGACGAAUGUGCAAUAUUCAAGAGUGUACACAUCCGCUCUGGGUAGCAGAAGAAUGGGAACACUGCACCAAAACCUGUGGAAGUUCUGGCUAUCAACUUCGUACUGUACGCUGCCUUCAGCCACUCCAUGAUGGCACCAACCGCUCUGUGCACAGCAAGUACUGCAUGGGUGACCGUCCCGAGAGCCGCCGGCCCUGUAACAGAGUGCCCUGCCCAGCGCAGUGGAAAACAGGACCCUGGAGUGAGUGUUCAGUGACCUGCGGUGAAGGAACGGAGGUGAGGCAGGUCCUCUGCAGGGCUGGGGACCACUGUGAUGGUGAAAAGCCUGAGUCAGUCAGAGCCUGUCAACUGCCUCCUUGUAAUGAUGAGCCAUGUCUGGGAGACAAGUCCAUAUUCUGUCAAAUGGAAGUGUUGGCACGAUACUGCUCCAUACCAGGUUAUAACAAGUUAUGUUGUGAGUCCUGCAGCAAGCGCAGUAGCACCCUGCCACCACCAUACCUUCUAGAAGCUGCUGAAACUCAUGAUGAUGUCAUCUCUAACCCUAGUGACCUCCCUAGAUCUCCAGUGAUGCCUACAUCUUUGGUUCCUUAUCAUUCAGAGACCCCUGCAAAGAAGACAUCUUUGAGUAGCAUCUCUUCGGUGGGAGGUCCAAAUGCAUAUGCUGCUUUCAGGUCAAACAGUAAACCUGAUGGUGCUAAUUUACCCCAGAGGAGUGCUCAGCAAGCAGGAAGUAAGACUGUGAGACUGGUAGCCACACCAUCCUCCCCACCCACCAAGAGGGGCCACCUCAGUUCAGCUUCACAAAUGGCUGCUGCUUCCUUCUUUGCAGCCAGUGAUUCAAUAGGUGCUUCUUCUCAGGCAAGAACCUCACAGAAAGAUGGAAAGAUUAUUGACAACAGACGUCCGACAAGAUCAUCCACCUUAGAAAGAUGAGAAAGUGAACCAAAAAGGCUAGAAACUAGAGGAAAACCUGGACAACCUCUCCUCCCCAUGGUGCAUAUGCUUGUUUAAAGUGGAAAUCUCUAUAGAUCGUCAGCUCAUUUUAUCUGUAAUUGGAAGAACAGAAAGUGCUGGCUCACUUUCUAGUUGCUUUCAUCCUCUUUUGUUCUGCAUUGACUCAUUUACCAGAAAUCAUUGGAAGAAAGCACCAAAGAUUAUUAAAGAAAAAAAAUAUGUUGCUAAGUUUGUGUUGGUCGCUCUCUGAAGCAGAAAAGGGACUGGAACCAAUUGUGCGUAUCAGCUGAUUUUUUUGUUUGUUUUAGAAAAGUUAAAGUAAAAAUAAAAAAGAGAUACCAAUGGUUUACACUUUAACAAGAAAUUUUGGAUAUGGAACAAAGAAUUCUUAGACUUGUAUUCCUAUUUAUCUAUAUUAGAAAUAUUGUAUGAGCAAAUUUGCAGCUGUUGUGUAAAUACUGUAUAUUGCAAAAAUCAGUAUUAUUUUAAGAGAUGUGUUCUCAAAUGAUUGUUUACUAUAUUACAUUUCUGGAUGUUCUAGGUGCCUGUCAUUGAAUAUUGCCUUGUUUGACAUUCUAUAGGUUAAUUUUCAAAGCAGAGUAUUACAAAAGAAAGUUAGAAUUACAGCUACUGACAAUAUAAAGGGUUUUGUUGAAUCAACAAUGUGAUACGUAAAUUAUAGAAAAAGAAAAAAGUCACAAAAGCUAUAGAUAUACAGAUAUCAGGUUACCUAUUGCCUUCUAUACUUAUAAUUUAAAGGAUUGGUGUCUUAAUGCACUUACGGUCACAGGGAUCAAUGAAUAGUAAAUGAACUCGUGCAAGAUAAAAUUGAAACCCUCUUUCCGGGACCUCAGUAGGCACCGUUGAGGUGUCUUUUGUUUUUGUGUGUGUGUGUUUCUUUUUUAAUUUUCGCAUUGUUGACAGAUACAAACAGUUAUACUCAAGGUACUGUAAUAAUCGCAAAGGAAAAAGUUUUGGGAUAACUUAUUUGCAUGUUGGUAGCUGAGAAAAGUAUCAUCAGUCUAGAAUUGAUAUUUGAGUAUAGUAGAGCUUUGGGGCUUUGAAGGCAGGUUCAAGAAAGCAUAUGUCAAUGGUUGAGAUAUUUAUUUUCCAUGUGGUUCCUGUUCAAAUGUUCACAACCACAAUGCAUCUGACUGCAAUAAUGUGCUAAUAAUUUAUGUCAGUGGUCACCUUGCUCACAGUAAAGCCAGAAAUGCUCUCUCCAGGGAGUAGAUGUAAAGUACUUGUACAUAGAAUUCAGAACCGAAGAUAUUUAUUAAAAGUUGAUUUUUUUUCUUGAUAGUAUUUUUAUGUACUAAAUAUUUACACUAAUAUCAAUUACAUGUUUUGGUAAACUAGAGAGAUAUGAUUAGAGGUGCAUGCUUUGUUCUGUGCGUAGAGGAGACAUUUAAGCAAACUACUAUAGCCAACUCAAACGCUAAAACUGAACUAAUUUGAUGUUAUGCAAGCAUCUUGCAUUUUUAGUAGUUGAUAUUAAGUUGAUGACUUGUUUCCCUUCAAGGAAACAUUAAAUUGUAUGGACUCAGCUAGCUGUUCAAUGAAAUUGUGAAUUAGAAACAUUUUUUAAAGUUUUUGAAAGAGGUAAAUGUGUCAUGAAUUACAUGUAAAUGAGAGGAGAUAGUGUUAUCAGCAUAAUGAUUUUGAGUUCAGUACCUGAACUGUGUAAAAAUAUAUUAUGCAAACUAAAAUGUAGAUAAAUUAAACUCUCAAAGCACAGAAUGUGUAAGAACUUUUGCAUUUUAAUCAUUGUAAACUAACACCUUAAACUAUUGACUCUAUACCUCUAAAGAAUUGCUGCUACUUUGUGCAAGAAUUUUGAAGGUCAAAUUAGGCAAAUUUCAGAUAGUAAAACAAUCCCUGAGCCUUAAGUCUUUUUUUAUUUUUCCUAAAAAUUCCCAUAGAAUAAAAUUCUCUCUAGUUUACUUGCGUGUGCAUACAUCUCAUCCACGGGGGAAGAUAAGGAUGGUCACACAAACAGUUUCCAUAAAGAUGUACAUAUUCAUUAUUAUAAUUCUGACCUUUGGGCUUUCUUUUCUACCAAGCUAAAAAUUCCCUUUUAUCAAAGUGUACACUACUGAUGCUGUUUGUUGUAUUGAGAGCACGUAGCAAUAAAAAUGUUAACAAAAUAUA
Messenger RNA from Mandrillus leucophaeus (drill), 5129 nucleotides. RefSeq names its product ADAM metallopeptidase with thrombospondin type 1 motif, 3 (gene ADAMTS3). Gene Ontology annotation, biological process: proteolysis; extracellular matrix organization. Gene Ontology annotation, molecular function: metalloendopeptidase activity. The transcript is spliced from 18 exons. NCBI's taxonomy places the organism in Eukaryota, Metazoa, Chordata, Mammalia, Primates, Cercopithecidae. The annotation marks the transcript as partial. Gene Ontology annotation, cellular component: extracellular matrix. The record is from RefSeq and is a predicted model, not a curated record.